CCCGAGGCGGGCAGCGGCGGCGGGACAGAGCCCCUUGGAAGCAUGGCCGAGACGCAGGAACUGCUCCUGCAGCUGCAGAAGGACAACCGCGACGGGCGAGUGAGGAAGCUGGAGCUGGAGAAGAUGGUGCGCGGGCUCGAGGCCGAGAGCGAGAGCCUCACCGGGCGACUGCAGGACCUGCGCGAGCGCGAGCGCAGCCUGCAGCGGAAGCGAAACCAGGUGGCGCGGAGCCCGCGCAGGGAGGCGCGCGAGGCGGCGCGGGAGCGCGCGGAGCGAGCGCGCGGGCUGCUGGAAGCGGCUGAGCAGCACCGGCAGGACUUGGAGCAACACAACCGGCAGCUGCAGGAGCAGUGGGAAGAGCUGUCGAGUCAGCUCUUCUACUACGGAGGGGAACAACUGAGUCGACAGCGCUCAGAGCAGCAACUCGGGACGCAACUGAUGGCGUUGCAGAAACAACUGGAGCUGGUGGAGGCCAAGCACGCCGAGCAGGCGGAGCGCCUGCGGCAGGGAGCGCAGCGGACGGAGGAGGCCUGGGCCAGCUUUCAGGAGCAGAGCGGAGUCCUGCAGGAGCUGCAGGGAAAGGUGAUGGAGGCGGCUGCUGCGCUGGACGCCUCGCGGGGCGGCCCGGAACUCAGGUGCGACUCCCAGCCUCGUGGUGUGCAGGACUGCGCGGGCUCGCUCAUGGAGGAGGUGGCCAAGGCCGACUGCGAGAGGCGGCUUUUCAGUGGCACCGGCAGGGCGGGCAUCAGGCUGUGGGCUCUGGGCGCGCUGCAGACGCUGCUGUUGCUCCCGCUCGGCUUCCUGGCGCUGCCGCUGCUCUACCUGAUGCUAAUGAACCCCUCCGCGCUCCCGCGGGGACUCCUGCGCUUGGGCUCGGACACCGCCUUCCGCCGCCUGCGCUACACGCUGUCCCCGCUGCUCCAGCUGCGCGCGCGCGGCCUGCUGCCCGCCUAGCGCGCAUCACGCCGGCCUCGGCCUCCUGCAUCUCUGUCUCCUGUGUGGUUUCUGGGCGCCUGGGUGGAGGCCAAGGGGAAACUUGGGGGUGGGUCGUGUGUCCCUUAGCUCAGCGGUCCUGGCAUCUCGAGCU
Messenger RNA from Ailuropoda melanoleuca (giant panda), 1087 nucleotides. It is a transcript of the gene TMEM191C, whose product is annotated as transmembrane protein 191C. The record is from RefSeq and is a predicted model, not a curated record. The transcript has 10 exons. Lineage: Eukaryota; Metazoa; Chordata; Mammalia; Carnivora; Ursidae. Bases 43 to 954 code for a protein of 303 amino acids.